AAGUGAAGAAUAGCACACAGUAUGUCACCAGAGAGAUUUGAAGAUAAUCAACCAUUUGAAAAUUGGGCGCAAUGGCGCAUGGAGUUUGUCUCUUCAUAAGUAAGAUAAAUGUACUUUCAUGAUAAGUAUUCUUUCUUCGUUUGUAACAAAGUAAAUGGGUCGCUUGAUUUCUCCCUAGCGUCAUUCAUACCCUUUAAGUCCACGCGACAGGUAUUAUUCAAGACUAGUGGACACGCUAUAAUCCUCAUCCAAUAAGCAAACUCUGCAAUCAGUUAACCCUGAUCACCGUGCUCUAUACAUCGAUAGCAUAUCGCUUCUAUCGUCUGAUAAAGCUUUACAACAAUGCGGCCACAUCCAAUGUCAUAUUUACAUUAAUCAUUAAUACGUAGUUACUGAAAUACAUUGGCCAAAGGAUGCGAGGAAACUUGCAACAAUGGCUGGUAUUCUGCAAGGAUCCAGAGGGAAGCCAACAUACAAACUCAAGUGUGUCGUCGUCGGGGACUUGGGAGUAGGUAAAACUACACUCGUCAAAUCAUAUGCGGACAGCGGCGAAAAUGACGAUCCAAAGAGCGCGUGGCAGAAAGAGAUUAGUAUGGAUUCGUGUGUCGUCUGCCUUACAAUUUGGGACACUGCAGGUCAGGAGAAAUACCGAAGUCUGACAGGGUCGUACUACAGGGGUGCUCACUGCUGCAUCAUUGUGUUUGAUGUUAACUGUUUAGCUUCGUUUCAACACGUACGAGAAUGGUACAACGACAUUGAAGCAAAUUCCACGAACUCAAAAGAGAUUAUCAAAAUAUUGGUCGGAACGAUUAGGACAUCGACUGCGAGGGCCGUUAGCCCAGAAAAGGCCAAUAGUCUUGCCGACCAUCUAGGUCUGUCAUAUAAGGAGGUCAACUUUGAGAAUCAGAAAAACAUUAAGGACCUCUUUGAAACGCUUGCACAUUUAACAGUUCUUGUGUACAGAGAACACCACUUCCAAUCAAACGUUUCGAUAACUUUUCCCCAACAACAGAAGAACACAAUUUGCACGUGUUGAUUUCACUAAAUUGUGCAUGGCCGGGAGGAAUUACCACCUUUUUGUUCUGAACUGUUUCAUUGUGCAGACCGCCGUCCAAAUUAUGACUAGAAUUACCUCAAACAUUUCUUACAUGUUAAUGAAAUACUAGAAAGUAUGAUGAAUAGGAAGCAUGUACAAUGUGAUUGUAAAAUGUUUUAUUUGGAAAUUUAUAUACUUGAAGGUUAGAUGAAAGCUGAAGAGAACAAACAGUGAUCAAUCUCAUAACUCCCAUAAGCAAUACGAAAUAGAGUUGGACAAACACCGAUCCCUGGAUAUACCAGAGGUGGGAUCAGAUGCCUAGGAGGAGUAAGCAUCCCUGUCGACCGAUCACACCCGCCGUAAGCCCUGUAUCUUGAUUGGGUAAACGGAGUUAUCCGUAUUCGAAAUCAGUGUGCCAAGAACGGCCUAACAAUCGGUAUGAAACACGCCAGACAGCAUUUGACCCAAUGAUAGGUUGUAUUGGCAAAUUAAAUUGUUAAAACGACCAUAGAAAAUAAUAGAUAUAAUUUUAGGGAGCAUUAGAUAUAGAAUUCAACGAGUUUUAUGUGUUGGGAAUGAAAAUAAAGAAUAUCUUGGGCAAUGCUAAUAUUUGUGUUAGUGUCGGGAUGUUUUCAGGUUCCAAAAAAAAUCAAUCACAAUUAAAGGUAUACGUAUAUAUGCUCCAAUUUUCAUAUUAGAUUUUAAUAAAGAUAUCAUACCAUGGUAUUCUAUGAAUAAAAUAAAAAGUUAUCAAUGAGACAGUCAAUCAAUCUUUUUAAAUACUUUCUUUCCGAUGCGAUCCGAGUGCUGUCCACGUGACUGACCUAUUACCAUGUGCUAUUUCCCCAGCAAUUCUUGGGUCUGUGUAUAUCUAACUACCCUUUAGUGUUUUACACAUGAUGAAGCAUGGUGGGUUUAGUCUGAUAUGUCCUUUUAAUAUUUACAGUCGAUGAACUCGAUGUUAAACCGGUACGGCGCCAUUGUUUAUUUUUCCGACCACGUGUAAAGAAGGCGCGGGCAAUACACACAUAAGACAAAUACCGUUAGAGAGUUAAAUUAGUCAAUACACACAUAAGACAAAUACCGUUAUAGAGUUAAAUUAGUCAAGAAUGAAUUAAAAAUUUCCACGUAUUCCUUUCAUCUGGGUCAAUCAAAUAGUUUACGUUACACAAGGUAUUAUAUUUUGCCAUUAUAGAUGCAUUAGCAAUGCUAGUUUGGAAACAUUGUUUUAAUCAUCAGUAUGUAAGCACCUACCAUGAAAUGAUUCAGGUGUUUAAUUUUUCAUAAAAGGGACCACAUUGCAGAAAGUGUUGCAUUCGAAAUAUUAUUUUCCACAUGAACAUGCAAUAUAUACAUGUCCAACAUGUGCUGUUUAUGUUUUAAAUAUUUUUCUUUACUUCGUGAACUAAAACCAGCAACAAUAUCUCAUCUUUCAUCAUGUUAAAAUACAACCAUUGAAAUCUACAGCUAAUUAAUGCUUGCACAAGCUAUUUUCUUCGAGGAGUUUGCCGUGUAAACUAUUCAAAAAUAAAUGAAACAUAUAUGAGGCAGACUACUGACAAAUGAGGUUUCAGCAAUCAACAUUUUUAAGGUCGUUGUAAUGAUCUCAUUUACCAAUACAACCUGCCAUUGGAUCAAAUGCUGUCUGGCGUGUUUCAACUAAUUGAGGCUGUUCUUUAUACACUGAUUUUGACUACGGAUUAUUCCGUUUACUCGAUCGAGAUAUAGGCCUCAUGGCUGGUGUGACCAGUCGACAGGGGAUGCUUACUCCUCCUAGGAACCUGAUUCCACCUCUGGUAUAUCCAGGGGUUCGUGUUUGUCUGAUCCCACCUCUGGUAUACCCAGGGGUUCGUGCUUUCACCACUCUUAAUUUUGUGUUUGUUAUAAGAGUUAUGAGCUUGAUCACGGUUUGUUAUCUUCACUUUUUCAUACCAUCUUAAUCUUCUUGUCUCAUCAUGCAGUUUAUAUCUAUAUCUAAGUUGUCAAUCUAUAUCUAUCAAUACAAUUGUAUUGUGUGUUAUUUCAGGAAUGACUUGUUUAUUCUAAUUUCUUUUGUUACGUGGAAUAUUAUCAUCAAUGAUUAUAAUUCGAAAUGUAAAACUGUAUUUCUGAUUGAUCACAAUAUUUAAAUGUAUACUUGUUUAAAGUCGAGAAUACAAACAAGUAGCUUUAAUUUGAUGAAAGGUUAAUAUACGAAAUCAGUGGCCAACAGGUGUUAAGGACGUAGGAUAAAAUUUGUUAUAUAGAAUGUUGCAAACCUAUAUGUUGAUAUAUAUAUAUGUUCGAUACGCAAGAGCAUGUUAUGUGUAUGAUCAGUUUUUAAGUCGAGACCUGAUGACAAACAAGUUGAUGUUACAGAUGUUUUAAUAGUAUCGUUUAGAGUCAGCAUUUCGCAAAUUCUAUGGUCGUGAUAAUGAUCAAAUUUGCCCAUACAACCUAUCAUUUGUUCAAAUGGUGUUUGAUUGUUUUGUAUGUAACUUUAACCAUGAUAAUUAGUAAUAAAAUAGAAGUUUAAGAUUUUA
Messenger RNA from Ostrea edulis (European flat oyster), 3558 nucleotides. RefSeq lists its product as uncharacterized. The transcript is spliced from 3 exons. The coding region runs from base 434 to 1036 and encodes 200 amino acids. The record is from RefSeq and is a predicted model, not a curated record. Gene Ontology annotation, molecular function: GTPase activity; GTP binding. NCBI's taxonomy places the organism in Eukaryota, Metazoa, Mollusca, Bivalvia, Ostreida, Ostreidae.